AUUUUAGGAUCCAGAUCAUGUAAAACAGAUCUAAAACUAGAAUUCGGGUUGAGUCCAAGAUCCAUUGCCAUCCCUAAGCCGAACGCAUCAAAUACCGCAUCUUCCCUCUUCUCUGCUUUUCUCCGUUUCAAUUUUCCCUCAUUUUCUUUCUCGUCUUCCUAGUCUUUGUUCAAACCAGAAAAAUUUAAUGUUUCCCCUUCAAUUCUACAAAAAAAAAAUCUCGAUAUAUUAACUAAAAUAUAUAUGGGUUAAAAUCUGUAUGUGCAUAUAUAUUUCCCAGAAAAAAAAUUGGGGCGAAAAUGUACACGUUGAAAGAUAAAGUAGCGGGAAGUAUUUCACGUUUAUUUGCAGAUUCACCGUCUCCUUCUUCUCCUUCUCCUCCAUCUUCUGUGCCAGAUCUUUCUCAGGCCAGAUGGUACUCUAAAGGGUCAAAAUCUUUUUCUUCGAUAGUUUCUGACAUUAUUCCUUCACUAAGCUACGGUGAGUCUAAAUCGAAUGAUAAUGGAACUAGUCUAAAUCUGGUUCAGUCGCAUCCCGUUAGAUGGAAAGAUUACAAGUUAGAGAUGCAACAUGAAGUCACGAACAGCGGUAAAGAAUACACCGCCACUUUUGCAACCGAAGAGCUAGAAAAGACAGGUGAAGAUACGAAGAAAGUUUGGACUCGUAAUGACGAUAAGCAAAUGUUUGUUAAAGUUUGUCAUAACUACUUCUCGAUACAACAUGAAGCCCCGAAUAGUGGUGAAGAAUACACGACUGCUUGUACGAGCAGAGAAUCAAAAAAGGCUAGUGAAGAUGAGAAGAAAAUUUGGAUUCAUAAUGACGAUAAGCAAAUGGUCAUUAAACUUAGUCCUCCUAGUGAGAAUAAGGACCGCGUUUCUGAAAGCAGCAGUACUGAUUCUGAAGAAUUUCAAGAAGCAAGCGGAGAGCAGAGUCCAAUGAAGCCUACACCAAAACUUUCUGAUGAAUCUGUAUUCAUUAACUAUGAUUUGUACGAGUUCUUAAUGUCUUCCCUCCCCAAUAUUGUUAAAGGGUGUCAAUGGAUGUUGUUGUAUAGUACGUUGAAGCACGGUAUAUCACUUCGUACGCUAAUUCGUAAGAGUGCUGAACUCCCUGGCCCUUGUUUGCUGAUUACUGGAGAUAAGCAAGGAGCUGUCUUUGGUGCAAUGUUAGAAUGCCUGAUACCAACACCGAAGAGAAAAUAUCAAGGAACGAACCAGACUUUUGUAUUCACAACCAAAUAUGGUGAACCGAGGCUAUUUAGACCCACUGGUGUGAAUCGUUAUUAUUAUAUAUGUAUGAAUGACAUGUUUGCACUUGGAGGUGGUGGCAACUUUGCUUUGAGCUUCGACGGAGAUCUGUUAUGUGGAACUAGUGGACCUUGCGAAACGUUUGGGAACCAAUGUCUGGCUUGUAACGAAAACUUCGAACUAAGGAACCUCGAGCUUUGGGGAUUUACACAUGCAUCACGAAACUAAAAGCAAGUGAAAGAAGACUGGGAGUUUAUUUGUGUUUUAGCUGAAGUGAUAAAAACCAGUAUCUAAAUUAUCAUUCUUUAUUCUUUGAUGGGUACCAUACAUAAUUUGCCCUUAUUUUUCGGGGACUUAGAUCGAGUGUGAUUGGCAAAUACAU
Molecule: messenger RNA, 1629 nt
Organism: Hibiscus syriacus
Lineage: Eukaryota; Viridiplantae; Streptophyta; Magnoliopsida; Malvales; Malvaceae
Product: oxidation resistance protein 1-like
Source: RefSeq, a predicted model, not a curated record